Messenger RNA from Syngnathus typhle (broad-nosed pipefish), 672 nucleotides. RefSeq names its product IQ motif and SEC7 domain-containing protein 3-like. Lineage: Eukaryota; Metazoa; Chordata; Actinopteri; Syngnathiformes; Syngnathidae. Gene Ontology annotation, molecular function: protein binding. The coding region runs from base 1 to 672 and encodes 223 amino acids. The record is from RefSeq and is a predicted model, not a curated record. The transcript is spliced from 2 exons.
AUGACUAUCGGCUCUUAUUCCCACGACAGCGGCCGGUUGCUGAGCCUAGAGGACGGCUCGUCCUCAGGAGGACGGGACGCGGACGGCACCACUGCCAAGCGGGAGGGGCCCAGUGACUAUGAAAUCUCCCUGGAAAACAAAAACAAACAGAUAGAAGACCUGGAGCAAAAGUACGGAGGCCACCUCAUCGCCAGACGGGCCGCCCGCCGCAUCCAGACAGGCUUCCGUCAGUACCAGCUCAGCAAAAAUUUCCAAAAGAUCCGCAACUCGCUCUCGGAGAGCAAGCUACCGCGCCGGAUCUCCCUGCGCCAACCCAGCCCCUCGGGACGGGCCCGCAAUAGCACCCAGAGACACAGUUACUCUCUCCAUCCGGGAGGGGGGCAGAUUCCGCUUCGUUCCAAGACGCCUCCUCCGCCGCCGUGUCGCUCCACCUCUCUACCGCCGUCUCCCGCGUCUGCCCCGGCAGCGGCCGCCGCUCCCACCUCCGGGGCGCCGCCCUCUCAAAGCCCCGGACCUUCGCUUUCGCAGCUGGAGGACUGUUUCUCCGAACAAGUGAGUCUGUUUGAAUACCAGAAAUUCAAAUCCUGCUUCUCCGGGGUCCGCCCUGGGCUGGUCACCAGUCAACAAAAAAAGUCACAUUGGAACCGAUGGACGAUGUCGAUGUCCUCAUGA